UCUGCUUUCAACACUCAAUUCCACAGAUCAAAGUUUAGCUACAAUUAAUUAAAGCAAUAUGGAUGCUCUAUCUUUAAGCUCAAACUCAAGCAUAAGCAUUUCCAAGCCAUUUCAUUGCCUUCCAAACUCUAGUAAACAGCAAAGAGCUUCUCAGGUGAAUUUUGCAAUUUCUUGCAGAGGAGCUACAAAGCUAAAGGAAGAAACCACCCAUGGAAACCUCUAUAAAGUGUUGUCCUUGAAACCCGGAAGUGCUAUGGAUGAGAUAAAGAGAGCAUACAGAUCAAUGGCUCUUCAGUACCACCCUGAUGUGUGCCAUGAUCCUUCCAUGAAAGAGGAGUCAACGAAGAUGUUUGUUCAGCUAAAUGAAGCUUACAAGACACUGUCAAAUCCCCUGCUUAGAGCAGAGUAUGACAGUGAAAUUGAAUUGGAUUUCAGAAGUGAAACCAAUAUUGUUAGGGAUGAGGGAUUGAGAAAUAUGUGGCAGGAGCUUGUGGUUGAUGAUUUGAAUUUGAAGACAAGGUCUCGCAGACGCAUGGGACAGAAAGGGGUAUCAGGGAGCAGCAGAAUGAGGACAAGAACAUGAAAAACAGGAACUAAUUUUCUUGCUCUGUGUCUGAGUUUGUUGCUAUUAAUGUCACCAUAAUGUUAAAUUGGUUUAGUUUUAGGCAAUGAUUCUUUCAUGUAUAUUUUCUUAGCAAAUUAAUAUAGCAAUUCUUUUAGCAAACAA
Molecule: messenger RNA, 727 nt
Organism: Lotus japonicus
Lineage: Eukaryota; Viridiplantae; Streptophyta; Magnoliopsida; Fabales; Fabaceae
Product: chaperone protein dnaJ 20, chloroplastic-like
Exons: 1
Coding region: 59-583 (174 amino acids)
Cellular component (GO): chloroplast
Source: RefSeq, a predicted model, not a curated record